AUUGAACAAAGAUGGCGUCCAGUGUAAACAAAUGUCAGCAAAGUGUCUUUGCAGUGUGAAGAUGUCUAAAGUCCAAAUGCUGAGAUCGUUGGUGAAGCAGCGACUAACUGCGGCUGCUGAAGAGAUAUUUGGGCUGUUUGAAAGAACGAUAGCAGAGUACGAGGAGGAACUUUGUCGAUCAAAAGAGGAGAACGAGCGACAACGGAAACUACUGGACGCUGUUUUCAACCCUCAGCUUCGGUUACACAGAGCAGACGUCCAGCAGCUGUCGGUGGUUAAAGAAGAGGUUCCCCCUGAGCAGCAGGAGUGGAGCUCCAGUGUGGACCAGGAGGACCCAGAGCCUCCACACAUUAAAGAGGACCAGGAGGACCCAGAGCCUCCACACAUUAAAGAGGAACAGGAGGAACUCUGGAUCAGUCAGGAGGGAGAGCAGCUUCAAGGGCUGGAGGAGGAUGAUAUCACCUUCACAUUCGCUGUUGUCCCUUUGAAGGCUGAAGAUGAAGAGGAAGAACCUCAGUCCUCACAGCUUCAUCAAAGUCAAAUUGAGGAGAACAGAGAGGCAGAGCCUCCAGCUAGCAGCUCAGCUGAGCAGAUGGAAACUAGAGCUGAUGGAGAGGACUGUGGAGGACCAGAACCAGCCAGGAACUCAGAUCCAGAUACACAUUUACAGCCUGAGACACAUGACAAGACUGGAGAGUCCUCUGAGCCUGACACUGAUGACACUGAUGAUUGGACAGAGACCAGAGAACCUCAGUCAGGUUCAAAGUCCCUGAAAAAUGAUGAAGACCCUGUCAGUGAUUUGAGAUUUCGUGGUUGUGAGAAACCAUUCAGCUGCUCUGAGUGUGGGAAAAGAUUUGAACGCAAACUACACUUGCAGCUACAUAGGAGAACUCAUACAGGAGAAAAACCGUUCAGCUGCACUGAGUGUGGGAAAAAAUUUAGUGAACGUGGAAAUCUGAAGGCACACAUGAGAUCUCAUACAGGAGAGAAACCAUUUAAUUGCUCUGUAUGUGGAAAAACUUUUGGUGUAGGUGGAAAUCUGAAGACACAUAUGAGAACCCAUACAGGAGAGAAACCAUUCAAUUGCGCUGAGUGUGGGAAAGGAUUCAGUCAAAGUGGAUCUCUGAAGAUGCACAUGAAAACUCAUACAGGAGAAAAACCAUUUAGCUGCUCUGAGUGUGGGAAAAGAUAUAGUGAACGGCGAAAUCUGAAGGCACACAUGAGAACUCAUUCAGGAGAGAAACCACCAAGCGGCUCUGAGUGUGGGAAAAGAAAUUACAGUUGGACAGGUUCGGGGGAACACAUGAGAUCUCAUACAGGAGAAAAUACAUUGAGUUGCUCUGUGCGUGAUAAAAAAUUUUCUCGUAAGAAAGAUUUCAGUGACCACAUGAGAUUUCAUACAGGAGAGAAACCUUUUAGCUGCACUGAGUGUGGGAAAAGAUAUUGUCAGAGUGGAACACUGAGGCGACACAUGAGAUUUCACACAGGAGAGAAACCAUUUAGCUGCUCUCAGUGUGGGAAAAGAUUCUAUCGUAAGAUAGAAUUGGAGGAUCACACAAGAUAUCACACAGGAGAGAAACCUUUCAGCUGCUCGGUUUGUAAGAGGUCCUUUACAGAACGAGGAAACUUAAGGAAACACAUGAGAACCCACACAGGAGAAAGACCGUUCAACUGCUCAGUGUGCAGUAAAAGCUUCCCUCACAAACAAACCUUAAAUAAUCACAUGAGAACACACACAGGACAGAAACCUUUUAGCUGCACUGUUUGUCACCAAAGUUUCACCUGGCGUUACCAGCUCAUAAACCAUCAGUGUCGUUCCUCACAGCCUCAUCAAACUCAGACUGAGGAGAACAGAGAGACAGAGCCUCCAGCCAGCAGCUCAGCUCAACAGAUAGAAACAAGAAGCUGAUGGAACCAGCCAGGAACACAGAUCCAGAUACUCAUUUACAACCUGAGACUGAUGACAAGACUGGAGAGUCUUCUGAACUUGAGACUGAACACUGAUGAUCAUUGGAAAAACGUUUUAAGUAUGGUAAAAUAUUUGUCCACUAUUGUCUGAGAAUGCACCUGAGGAUUCAUACAUUAAGUUGUUCAGUUUUUGAUACAAUAUUCCCUUGGAAGAAGAUUUAGUCUGUAACAUGAGAUUUAGGCUCGUUCAGGAGAAACCCCUGAGAAUCUCAAUCAGGGUAAAAUUCUGAAAAAUAAAGUGUCAGUGGAGUGUAAUCUGUCAGCCUGAAUAACAUUCAUCAGGUCUUUAUCAGACGGGAAUUCACACUGAGAGAAACCAUGUAAUUGUUCAGUUUUUAAUACAAGAAUCCUUGGAAGAAAAAUUGAGACUUUCACAUGAGAUUAAGACUUCGAGAAAAACCUUUUUGCUGCUGAUUUCGUAAGACACAGUGACCACACAGGAGAGAAACCCUUCAGCUGCUCAGUGUGGGAAAAUAUUUAAAUUUAAGAUUAAUCAGGCAGUCACGUGUCAUUGGUCAUAAGUGUGUCAUCGGUAGCAGUGGCAUUAAAACUACUGCUUCAGAUGACACUGUGAGCAGUGAUGAAACUCUGGAGCAGCAGAGGGUUGAAACAGUUGUUGACAUCUUUGAAAUGAGAACAGUUUCUGCUGUAAGCAAACAACAUUUUGGGUUGGGUAUUAUUUCACUGUUAGAAUUAUGAUCCUGGUUUUUCUUGAUGUCUCAUAUUAGUUCUUCAAAACAACUCUUCUUUUAUAGAUUGAAUUGAGAAGAAUCUUAUCAACUUCAAAUCUUGCCAUUCACAGCGUUUACUGAACUGCUUUAUUUUCUUUUGAGGCAUGUGAUGAUAAUUGAAUGAUACAUUUGACCUGGUUUCUGUAGAUUUUUUAUUUUUAUACGAUCGUGUGAUGUACUUUUAUAAGCUUUACAUAUUGUGUAUAUUGAUCUGGUUUGGGCUUAUUUACAACAGUAAUGAUAGCCUUUCCUACACAGAUGCUUUUUCUAUUUUCAUUUGUAUAUGUGCACAGGUGGUGGCGCUCUUUCACAACGUUAAACUGUCUAAUAAAAUCAUAACAUUAACUUUGCCUUCAGGCAAACAAAAAAAGAGAGAAAAUAUUGCAUAUAUAGUCCAAGACUAAAACUUUUCUCUCUAAAUUAAAGCAAAGGGAAACUACUGUCAUCUUUUAAGUUUGCUUUACUGUUUUCUCAGCAAGGCUGUAGCCAUGGAGUCAACAUUGGGGAGGGGACCAAAUCUGCAUGUUGGUAUAAAUAAGCGUUGAGUGUUUCUGACUGAUAAAACUUAAUAAGGGCAACACAACAAUUUAAAGAGCUGCGUCAUUCAUUCUGUGUUUCUUUUUUUCCCACACCUUGAAAAUAUUAUACAACAACUACAACAACUCACUACUGGCAGCAGUGGUACAAAUGAACCCCCAUUACGUCCAACUCUAGUAUCCAGGUCUGAAGUCGCAAGAGUGAUCACAUCUCUCAAGUCCUCAAGAGCUACAGAUGUAUAUGGAAUGGACAAACUAAUGAUAAAAGAAAUCUAUCCAUCAAUAAUUGGCCCAUUAACACACAUCAUAAAUAUCUCACUGAGUGAGGAGAAAUUCCCAGAAUCAUGGAAACUGGCUACUGUCAUUCCCAUAUUCAAAGGUGGUGACCAUCUCCUUACCUCCAACUAUAGGCCUGUUAGCAUUUUACCCACUGUGUCAAAGGUAUACGAGAAAUUGGUCGUCAAGCAAAUCACUAAUCACCUCAAUUACAGCUCCUUCUCUCUGCAUCCAAUGCAAUUUGGAUUCAGGGCCAAUCAUUCUACAGAAAACGCAAUAUGCUACUUUAUGGAAAGGGUUAAAGCAUCAAUGGACACAGGAGGGUCAGUGGGGGCUGUUUUCCUUGACCUGCGGAAAGCAUUUGACACUGUUAACCACUCAAUUCUACUGAACAAACUCCUGAACUUCAAUCUCUCCAUGGAAUUCAUCAGCCUCAUCAAAUCCUACCUCUCAUCUCGUUCUCAAAUUGUUAGAAUUGAAAAUCGUAACUCCAACCCCUUGCAAUUAUCAACUGGUGUCCCACAAGGUUCAGUACUCGGUCCUAUUCUGUUCAGCAUGUACAUCAAUGAUUUACCAUCUGUGUGUGAUAAUUGUGAUAUAUUAAUGUAUGCUGAUGACACAGUUAUAAUUGGUCAUGGAAAAACACCAGAGGAAGUUGCAACAAAGUUAGCAGAUGCUAUGUUAUUAGUCACAGCCUGGUUUAAACUGUCCUGUCUGUAUGUUUUUCUCUAAGAAAAAAACAAACAUAAAUGUGAUGCCAGAUGUUUUCAUCUCUGGAGAGAGGGUACAGGUGGUUACAGAAUACAAAUACCUAGGACUGCAUAUAGAUUCAAACCUCAGCUUCAAAACCCACAUUACGAAAGUCAGGAACAAAGUUAAGUUCAGUUUAUCAAACUUCAGAUUCAUCAGGGACUCGUUUUCAACUGAAGCAGCCAAGAUGUACUUCUUCACAGUGGUUCUCUCCCACAUCACAUACUGUCUGACAAGUUGGUCUACUGCAAACACCACAACAAUGAAAACAAUAGAAUCAUUAUAUAAACAAGCACUUAAAAUAUUAGACAAGAAACCUUUCAGAUUUCAUCAUUGUCAUAUACUGAAUAAAUAUAAAUUUCUUAGUUGGGAAAACCUCAUUAUAUUCAAAAACAUCUGUCUGGUAUAUAAGAUCUUGCAUGGUUCAGCUCCUCCUGCUCUAUCUGGAUACGUUAAUAUCAGAUCUUCUGGUAAUAUGGGUACGAGAGGUGCAGUGAGGGGAGACUGCACAAUUCCCUUAAGAAAAACUACAUUCAGUCAUGCAGUUUUCUCCUUCAGAGCAUCACAUCAAUGGAAUUCAGUACCACAAUCAAUCAGAGUAUCUCCGUCAUAUUCAUUCAAGCGCAAUGCCAAGAAAUGGAUUGUUGAAACACAAACGUGAACACUGAUGUUUGCCUCACUAUUAUAUAGGAGUGCAUCAUGCAAUUGUGGGUCAUUGUCACUCAACGGUAUGUGUGUGCCGUACAGAAUGUUUGUCUUGUAUAUAAUGUUUAUCUUUAAUGGGUUAUUUUUUUAUAUAUAUUGGAUGUUGUAUUUUAUUGA
Epinephelus moara (kelp grouper) is the source of this 5083-nucleotide messenger RNA. RefSeq names its product gastrula zinc finger protein XlCGF57.1-like. Lineage: Eukaryota; Metazoa; Chordata; Actinopteri; Perciformes; Serranidae. The transcript is spliced from 2 exons. Gene Ontology annotation, cellular component: nucleus. The record is from RefSeq and is a predicted model, not a curated record. Bases 32 to 1909 code for a protein of 625 amino acids.